AUGCUUUUUGGGGAUUCAAACAUCCCAAAACCUAUUUUCCCUACAACAAACACCGGAAGGAAAAGCAUGUUGAACUUUAAACCUGCUCAAUCACAGCCACAAAUCCUUUUAGAUCGUAGUAAUUUGAUUAAUUCCUUUCAACAACCAGACGAAAAUCAAGAUUCAAGUGAUAAAACACAAUCUAUCAAUGACCAAAAUCAGAUAAAUCCGACCGAAAUAACAUAUUCCAAUACGCAAAACCUUCCAAUAAAUCAAAUUUCUGCAACAAGCUCAAAUACAUCAAUAGAAAGCCUACAAAACGAAAAUGCAUCACAAACAAAUUCGGAUUCAAAGCAAAUUGAGUCAGAUACUAACAAUAUUUCGACAACGUUUUUUCGAGAUGAACAAGCCCAAAAUUCAUCUUCUAUGUAUUCCAUAAUAAGUGAUUCUCAAUGCCCUCCUUCGAUCAGGAGUUUUGAAAAUACAUUCAAACGGAUUUUUUCUCAUUCUUUGGCUGAAAUCCGUUAUUCUACAGCUAGAAACAUCGUUACAGCAAUACACCCAGAAGUAAUUGAUAUCAAUCCACUUGUUGACAGAACUAUACACGAUCUUAUCACUCAAAUUCCCGAUGCAAUACAAGAUGAAUGCAUUUAUCAAAAUCCAGUUAGUAAUAUAAACACUGAUGUAUUUUACAGUUGCAAUGAACAAAUAUCACAAAUUGAACAACAACUUGCGGAUUAUCAUACUUCUCAAGAAUAUGAAAAGGCAAAAACGAGGCAAAUGCUUGAAAAAGCUAAUAAAUCAUUAGAAGCAUGUCGACAGAUAUUCCAAGACAUAACACAACAAAGCCAAGAAGCUUGUCAGAAUUAUUUAAAAAUUUGCAAAGCGCAACAUGAAGUACAGAUAAGCAAAAUCAAAUACCUUCAUAGAGUACUACGAUCCUGCAAAUUAAGAAUGGCAGAAUUCUCAACCAGAACUCAGAAUCAGAUGAUGGAACUUGAGUCGGUGGAAAAUUCAAUCGAAAAGGCAGAAUUAUAUAGACAAAUGCAACCACAAUCACAAAGUAGCCCUAGACAGAACUAUAGUAAAAGAAUUUCAAAUGAAUUAAGAUCAAUUUUCGACAUAAUUAAGGAUCACAAUGAAGGUGGAUUACAAAAAGAGUUAGCUGAAGUUAAGACUUCAUUAGUGCAACUAACUAAACAAAUGUCUUCAGAAAUUAAUUCUUUGUCAAAAGAAACGAUAAGAAUCCAAAACCCAGCACCAGAACCUGUAGUGAGAUUUAGAAAAAUACAAGAAUCUCCACCAAUUCAAAAACAGACGCUUUCUCCUGAAAUUAUUCGAAGAGAAAAUGCUCGGCUGCAUGAGGAGACACAGCGCCAAUUAGAAGAGAAUCGUAGAGUUUUAUACGAAGAUGAUCCAAUCGGAUAUACUCUGGAUAAUAUUUAA
Molecule: messenger RNA, 1425 nt
Organism: Trichomonas vaginalis G3
Lineage: Eukaryota; Parabasalia; Trichomonadida; Trichomonadidae
Exons: 1
Coding region: 1-1425 (474 amino acids)
Source: RefSeq, a predicted model, not a curated record